Linum tenue is the source of this 1520-nucleotide messenger RNA. The record is from the annotation of a GenBank genome assembly. NCBI's taxonomy places the organism in Eukaryota, Viridiplantae, Streptophyta, Magnoliopsida, Malpighiales, Linaceae.
GGCUCCCUCCUCUUGAUUUUGUGAUAAAUUUGAGUGAUCCUCCUCCUCCCUACUGUUCUUCGUCGUUUAUGUCCGGAGAACAACCGAAAGAAACAACUCCGAAUCUGAUUGAGUGUGUCCCUGUGCGCGCCAUAAGCUCCGGUUGUCAAUUAUGGCGCUAAAAUCGCAAACGAUUGCUGGAUUGGCUAUGCCUUUACCGUCUCCAGCUUCAACUUCAUCGACUUCAUCGAGCAACACUCUCUGUAUGGUGAAGCGCCCGCCUCUGAGCUCGUCCUUCUUAAAUGGUGGAGUUGAAGCUCUAAAGAUCGCUAGGACACGGAGUCCAGUUGGUCGUUCGAACUGUUUGAGGCAAGGUGGCGGUGGGCUUACCAUUCGUUCGAAUCUUUUUGAUCGGUUUGCUAGGGUUGUGAAGUCAUAUGCCAAUUCAGUCCUAAGUUCAUUUGAAGACCCGGAGAAAAUUUUGGAUCAAGCGGUGCUUGAAAUGAAUGAUGAUUUGACCAAGAUGCGCCAAGCCACAGCACAAGUUUUGGCAAGUCAAAAACGAAUGGAAAAUAAGUACAAAGCUGCACAACAAGCUUCUGAAGAUUGGUACCGGAAGGCACAACUUGCUCUUCAAAAGGGAGAGGAAGAUCUUGCACGCGAAGCUCUCAAGAGGCGAAAAUCUUAUGGUGAUAAUGCUAGUUCUUUGAAAGCUCAGCUUGAUCAACAGAAAGCUGUGGUGGACAAUCUUGUAGCUAACACUCGGCUCUUAGAGAGCAAGAUACAAGAGGCCAAGUCCAAGAAGGAUACUCUAAAAGCACGUGCUCAGAGUGCAAGGACGGCGACCAAAGUGAAUGAGAUGGUAGCAAAUGUCAGUACCAGUAGUGCUCUUUCAGCUUUUGAAAAGAUGGAGGAGAAAGUUAUGACAAUGGAAUCAGAAGCAGAAGCUCUUGGCCAAUUAACUACUGAUGAGUUGGACGGGAAGUUCUUGGCACUUGAGACCACGUCAGUGGAUGAUGAUCUGGAUAGCUUGAAGAAGGAGCUAGCCGGUAGCACAAUGAAGAAGGAGCUGCCGCCGGGACAAAACAUUUUCACCCGCACAAGAGAUCCGGAUAUCGAGAUGGAGCUCAACGAGUUGCGGCAGAAGAGGAAGGAAUUCUAGGAGGGUAAGGCCAGAGUCGACCAUGAUUGUUAUAGUUCUGCUUCAUUCGAUUGGAGUCAAUAGUUUGCUUUUGUUUCUAUAUUUUAUAUAUAAGUACAGUUUUUCUAUGCGAUCUACUUGAAACUUCAUAGCUGAAUAUGUUUUUCCACUGUAAAACUACGGAGAACUUGGGUCUUGUUUAAAGGGGUUGGAAAGUUGUACAUACGAUACGAAGCUUGCUUAAUCCACUCUGAAAUUGAGACACCAUAAUCGGAGGAUAUUUCAAUUUUCAAGAGAGCUUCACUUGAUGCUUAUGGAUAUGAGAUCUUCAAAGGUUAUAUGCCUGAAAGACAGUAGGCACAACUCUGCACAAAGAGUUAAUUUUGAAGACUAACUACAG